GAUCCACAUUUUCCUGAACUUUUGUAGACUCACAUUUUUAAUCUGUCUGAAUUACUCAUCGUAAAGCUCCGAGCUCUGCUUUUGUCCGUCGAAACGCCGCCGAAAUUUCAUGCUUUGAAUCAUUCGUUUCUGAUUAUUUCUCAACGUCGAUGAACUGAAAAGAAACAACACAAGUGUAGUGUCUGUAAUCGCGUCGUUGCCAUACAUGUGGCAGUGGGAGAAUGCCACCGCCGGUGCCGUCCGCCGCCGUGCAUCCUCUAGAUGUCGUCCGCCGCCGUGCAUCCUCUAGAUGUCGUCCGCACCCGGUUUCAAGGUUGUGAUCGCGGAGGAUCCAGUCUCCCGACUUACAAGAGCACAGUUAAUGCAAUCUUCACUAUUGGUCGGAUGGAGCUAUGGCAGAGCCAAACAAAUAUAUUCAGACAAUGAAAAGAACUUGAGUCCCAGGCUUCAUCUUGUUUCUGCAGCAGAAGCAGGAGCUUUGGUUUGUUUUUUGCACAAAUCCAGUUUGGCUUGUGAAAACAAGAAUGCAGCUUCAGAAUCCUCUUCAUCAAGCGCAACCUUAUUCUGGGCUAUAUGCAGGUUUCUCAUGGUGCAUUUACAGUUUAUGAAGAACUCCGUACAUUUAUUGCCAACUCGAGGUCUGAUGGACCAAAGUGAAUUCUCAAAGUUCUGGGGAAUUACUGAAUUCAGUUGAUUAUGCUGUUCUUGGAGGAUCUUCUAAAAUUGCUGCCAUGCUUCUUACAUACCCAUUUCAAGUAAAUAGAAAUUUGACUUAUGGUAUGAACUAUGGUGUUGUUUUUAUAGUCAUUUAUCUUAGCUGACUCUUGAGUGACUUGGUUCUCAAAAGAAUGUCCCUGCGGCUUUGAUCACGUUCAUUGUCUAUGAAAACGUCUUAAACUUCCUCAAACUGACAAGACAAAGGGAAUAAAAUUUGUUGUUCCAACUA
This is a messenger RNA of Cucurbita maxima (winter squash), 946 nucleotides long. RefSeq lists its product as uncharacterized. The record is from RefSeq and is a predicted model, not a curated record. The transcript has 6 exons. NCBI's taxonomy places the organism in Eukaryota, Viridiplantae, Streptophyta, Magnoliopsida, Cucurbitales, Cucurbitaceae. Bases 290 to 694 code for a protein of 134 amino acids.